This is a messenger RNA of Lodderomyces beijingensis, 327 nucleotides long. NCBI's taxonomy places the organism in Eukaryota, Fungi, Ascomycota, Pichiomycetes, Serinales, Debaryomycetaceae. The record is from the annotation of a GenBank genome assembly.
AUGUCCACCGAAACUGCUUUAUCAUACGCCGCUUUGAUUUUGGCCGACUCCGAUAUCGAGAUCACCAGCGAGAAAUUAUUGUCAUUGACUAAAUCAGCUAAUGUUGAAGUUGAAGGUAUCUGGGCUGACUUGUUCGCAAAGGCCUUGGAAGGUAAGGACUUGAAAGAGUUCUUCUUCAACUUCUCCGCUGCCCCAGCUGCUGCUGCCGGUGGUGCUUCUGCUGCUGCCGCCGGUGGUGACGCUGCUGCUGAAGAAGCUGCCCCAGAGAAGGAAGAAGAAGCUAAGGAAGAGUCUGACGACGACAUGGGAUUCGGUUUAUUCGAUUAA